CAGUCCGUUCACCAGCUCCAGCAACCGGAGGGGAAACAUGUCCUCACCCGGGGAACAGCCGUAGCGGCCGCAGUACGACAUGGGCAUUCGGACGACGUAGCGUGUAGUCUCCUCGAGCGUCGACGUAGAGGACCGAGAGAAAUGCGGGGUUGACAAACAGCAGAGUGGUUUUCCAUCACCAACCACUCCGACUAAAGAAGAGGAAAAGUAUUGUCCUUGCAGAGUUGUCUUUCAUCUUAGUAUUCUCAGUUUUGACCACAUCCAUCACACCAUCAAUAAUGAUCCCUGGAUUGAUCUCCCAGGAGUUACACAAGCAGCUUCUGGAUCCAAAGAAUUACCUAAACCGCACAGAUGGCGUGGAAGAACUUAAACGCGUCCUCUCAGGGGUGGACAUCAAGUCAAUCCCCUCUGCGAGCAUUGAGGACUUCAUAAAUUUUCUCCCUCGACUCCUGGAUGACAGUAAUUUCAAAGUGCUGUAUGGUACCUUACAGGUUUUAAACAUUCUCAUUCAGAGGCUAGGCACGAGUGUAGAGAAAUAUUUCAAACUGUUACUCUUGGUGGCCUUCAAGGCCCUCGGGGAUGCUCGCACCAUCACCAGGAGUGAAUACAUGAAUGCGUUUCAAAGGCUGAUGGAAACUGUUGCGCCGCAACAAGUGUUAAAUCUUCUUGUCAGCAACUUGAAGCACAAGAAUUCAAGGAUUAGGGAAGAUGUCCUUAACAUCAUUAUGGCAGCUAUGCUUACUCAUCCUAGGAGAGAUUUCAACAUCCCUAAGCUUUGUAAUGAGGUUGCACCAUAUCUGGCAGACAGCAAGAAGAAAGUCCGCCAUGCUGCCCUAGAGCUGUUUGCUGUUUUUGACUACUGCCUUGACACCGGGAAAAAGCAGACUCUGAUGAAAGCUGUGGACAUGGUUGAGCUGAACGAUGAUGCAGAGGGUUUAAUGGCAGCUGUACAGGCAAGACGAGCAAGGCGUGUCCUCCCUAAACUCUCCUCAGACGGAAUAGUGGAGUAUGGCUUAGUUGUGCCCAAACCAGGACAGAGGUGCUCACUGCAGUACGGUUCUGGAGCUGAUAUGGACUGGGUGAUGAACAGAGGGCGCAUCAGCAGUGCAGGGAGCCACCGAACCGAAACAGACUGUAACCGAUUGUAUGGCUACGGCAGCUUAGGCUCCCUUACUGAUGACCUUCCAUUCCAAAGGAGGAUUGUCAGCGCGGGCAAAGGGAAAAACAAACUACCCUGGGAGAUGUCGAGCUUCUCAUCCACUGAGAAUCACCAGCAAUGCAAUUCACCAAAUCGAACAUGCUCAGAACAGGUGGUUAGCAAGGAUUUCCUUCCCCUGUCCAGGAGACUGAGUCCAGAGACCUACAUACCCAGUUUUACUUCUGCAACUCCACAGAAGCAAAACGACUCCAGAAGUAUGGGGCCUCCUGGUCGCCUCAGAAGAAGUGGAAGCCUCAACCUGGAACCUGACAUCUUUAAAACCACCAAAUUCUGUGACCCAGAUGUUGUGGCACCCAAAGGGCGCAUGCUCCAGAGGAACCCCAGUGUUGAGCGCACAGUUUCCCUUCCCUCUAACCCCACCACAUCUGGCUCGUUCCUACUGCCCUCCUACCCACUGGCUACACUCCCAGGAGGCAUGCUUACCCCAACACUGUCCCGUCGCCAUGGAGGUACCGCCCUGUCUAUGUCCAACACCUGGCCCAACAAGAGGGAGAGCAGCCCUCACCAGCGAGACACCAGCCCCUGGAGUGACACAGCAGGCACAGCAAAGGGAGACCUCUCCAGCAGAUGCUCUCCCAGGCCUCUCCGUGCCACCCUAAUGAGUUCCUCUUCCACUUCAUCUUUCCGCCGGGCUCUGAGCAGCACCAGGGCAACCCUCUCUAUCUCACCAGUAGUCCCUCCAGGAGAGCAGGCCCAGUCUCAUAACGGCCAGAGGUACAAUGCUCCAAGCAGCCCUCAGAACCAACAUCUAGAAAACAGCCUUCAACUGGACCCCGAUGAUUUCAGUGCAGUGCAGGAUCCUCAAGAAGAUGAUCCUCUGGACAAGCAGGAGAUGCAGAACUCUCUGCGCUCAUUGCACAAUAGUGCAGCCAAGAAGAGGGCCAAAGUGAGCCUUAGCAGUCCAGAUCCAGGCAGCCCUGACUCUGCUGUGAGAUUAGAUCUGGAUUCAUUAUCACACACCUCUCCAAAGCUUACCAGCUCAGCCAGUGAAAGUGGUCUCUCAACUCUGAGCUUAGUGGCGAAUGGCUUCAAAACCAGUCCUGAAAACUCUACAGGAAUUAAACCUCGCAUCGCAAGAGUGCCUUCUGCCCAACUGAAGUCCAUGUACUUCAGCAGCCUUCAAGGAUUAAGAAAUGAACUGUCAUCUGAGGUGGGUGUUGUUGGGCAGAGAGUGACUUAUUCCAAUGGGAAAAUCCAAACUGAGAUGGAGACAACAGGCACGUCCCCUCCUUUGGUCAAACCUGACUUUCGUGAAGCAGUUAGGGGUCUGGAGCCUACAAAAGGGUCACAGAACCAUUGCAGUAGCAGACACUCACCAGGCAAAGACAUGCCUGAAGGAGUCGUUGGAAAAGGAGUCGUCUUGUCACUUGAGCAGGGUGAAUCUAUGGCCAAACCCCCCACUUAUCCCUCAGCUGGUGUCUACAACCACACUCUGUAUGACAAUCAGAUGGAUAGUGAUGACAGGCCACUUCCUGAUGAAUUUAAGGAGAAGGUGAUAAACGCAGGCUUCAGCCGGGACAGGAUGCAGCUUAAUCAGCAGGAGUGGCAGUGUGGUCAGGGGAACAGCACACAAGAGAAGAUUCGCCACCGUGUCAGACAGAUGUUGUCUGACUCACCAACUGAGGAGAACAGACCAUUAAUCAUCAAAGAUCUGCAUUUAAACGGCAGCACGCUGUCUUCCUACAAAGAAGACUACCUCUCUACCCCUCUUAGCCCCAGCAGCCCCGUCAGCCCACUGGGUCCCAAAAGCCCCCUCAAGGGCUUCACACUGCCCCUCCAGCCGAGCCCCCCUACAGUGCCCCCAAACCCUAAAAGCCUCUCGCGGCUCCGGAGGGCUCCCAGCCUCAGCAGGACACGACCUUCACUGUCACAUAGCACAGAUGAGCUUGAUUCCCUCGGCACCACGGACCACAGGAAAAAUAGUUCUGAGCCACCAGAGCUGUGUACGUUUUCCAAACCCAACCUGGCGCUGACGGAAAGCUUCGACCUGCUGAAUUCUGUGGAAUGGGAGAAGAAGAUUAAGGGUCUGAUGUUCCUGCGCUCUCUUGCCCACUACCACUCAGACACACUCCAGGCCAGGCUUCAUGAUGUCUGCAUUUCUCUCAUUCAAGAGGUGAAGAACUUGCGGUCAACCGUGUCCAGGCUUGCAGUGUGCACACUGGGCAAUCUGUACACCAACCUGCAGAAGGGGAUGGACCAGGAGCUGGAGGGGACAGUUAUGGCUUUACUGCAUAAAGCUGCGGAGUCCAACGCCUUCAUCAGGCAAGAUAUUGAUGUAGCCCUUGAUUGCAUGGUGCAGCACUGCAGCCCCUCUCGUGGCAUCCACGCUCUACUCACUGGAGGACUCAGUCACGUCAAUGCAGUGGUGAGAAAAUUCACUGCUCAGCAUCUGGCCAAUGUGGUAGAGAAGGCUGGUGCUGCCCGUCUCCUCUCUGGGAAUAAAGAUGUCACUGAGAGGAUUUUACCUGCUGUCACAAAACUCACACAAGACACCUCACAGGAAGUCAGGUACUUUGGGCGUCGGAUGUUGCUGACCCUGUCAUCCCAUCCUGACUUUGACAAUAUCCUGAAGAAAUGCAUCCCCACCAAUGACCUGCCAACCGUUAGAGAUACUGUCAUCAGUCUCCAGACAAAGGGUUGUGGCGAGAUGCCCCAAGAAACCCAGUCAGCAAGGUGCAGACGCUCGCUCCAAGGCAGUGGCACAUUGAGAAGCUCGUCUCUCACCAGGAAGCCUCUAAACCAGACCAACAGGGAGUCUAAUAGACAAUAUAGCUGUAGAUCUCAGACUCAGAGUAUUGCAGACAAGACUGAAUACAUCAAGCAGAUCUCAGGUCUGCUGGGUUCAAAAGACUUCAGAGAGAGGAUAAAGGGAAUCAACCAGCUUGUGGACGACUGCCAGCACAACCCCAACAUGGUCAUCAAUAGUAUAUUCCCGCUGUUUGAUGCCUUCAAGGCCCGGCUGCUGGAGUCCAACAGUAAAGUCAACCUGCAUGCCCUCGAGUCACUGCAGAAAAUCAUCCUCAUGAUGAAGGACAACUUGUCCCAAGUGGUCAACAUCCUGGUCCCUGCAAUCGUGGACAAUCACCUCAACUCCAAAAGCAAUGCCAUCUACUCUGCUGCUGUUGCAGCCAUUGAUUCACUUAUCUUAAAUCUCGAUAAUAUACUUCUCCUUCAGCCUCUCUGCACCAAGGCUAAAUUUUUAAAUGGCAAAGCAAAGGUGGAUCUUAUUGAAAAGGUUUCAGGCAUUGUGACAGAGCUCUAUCCUCGCAAACCUCAGAUGGUGGAGCAGAAAGUGCUGCCUUUGCUGUGGCACCUCCUCGGCACCACCACCCACAGCGGCACCAUUCGUGGCCGCAGCGUGCGGGCAGCUACCGCCAACCUGUGCCAAGCCCUCUACACCCAGAUGGGGACCAGCCUGAGCGACUGUGCCGCCUCGCAGACUGCCAACAUCCAAAUGGAUUUAAACGAGUUCCUGAGGGGCUUUUCGUAAAAGGCCGAAUCCAAACACAACGAAAUGUUGGAAGGGAAGAACAUUGACACUGACCUUACUUGAAGACAGAGAUGCGCCGCAUUUCUCACAGUGCCUGCACUUUUGUAUCGCAACAGACAAAGUCCUUAAAGAAUUCCUAUCUCAGUGAGAUUUCCUCUGGUACAGAAACAUGAACAAUCGAAACACACACUCAACCUGCUCUCUCUUGCACUUUGAAAAGGUAGCUCAUCAUCAUGAUAAACGUAGCUCAGCAUCAUGAUAAACGUCAAUUCAUUAUUGUCAUUGCUUCUUUUUUUCCAUAAUCUAAACGUGUACUGUAGACAAAUCAGAAACACUAUCGUAGAAUGUACGAAUGAAAUGCACAAAAAGUCGAGGAAGAAGACAGGGAAUUGAAAGGUGUAUAUUUUUGCUGUUUCACCAGAUGUGAUGUUGAUACUUUUUAAAUGUCUCAUAUAGUUGUUUUAAACGUUUGUGAAUUCAGAAUAACAAGAAUGGAACAAAAUAUUUUUGUACAGCUCUAAAGUGUAUUUGCACAGUAUUAAUCGUUUGCUGUUUGAUGGUACAGUUAUAAUUUAUCUAUCAUGUAAUGGUUUCAAAGUCAUAAUAAUAUUAUGAUGAGUUGAUGUCUUUUUCCUUUUUGCAUGACCAAAUCUUACUGGCAAGAUCAAAUAGUUUCUAUUUUUGUUAAGUAGAUAUAUAAAGAUAUAUAUAUAUAUAUGUGUGUGCGUGUGUGUGUGUGUGUGUACACUGAUGCCUCGAUCACACUUGGGUUCUGACUCAUGCUUCUGGAUGGGGAUGGCGUGAAAGAAUAAAGGAGUGCAGUGUUACUCCUGCACCAGCGUGAGAAACAGUGACGCCCCCAAUCUGAAUCUGUCUCAGAAAAGUGCCAUGCUGUGUCUUCAUGUAGCCUUUUCAUUCAUUUAUUGUUAAAUUAUAUCAAACUUGUUUGUGAACAAGAGCAAAGAUGUACUGAUGUUUAAAUAAAGUGUUUUAUUUAUGUACAUUUAAA
Messenger RNA from Pleuronectes platessa (European plaice), 5718 nucleotides. Its product is annotated as TOG array regulator of axonemal microtubules protein 1. Gene Ontology annotation, cellular component: cytoplasmic microtubule; cilium. The transcript is spliced from 23 exons. NCBI's taxonomy places the organism in Eukaryota, Metazoa, Chordata, Actinopteri, Pleuronectiformes, Pleuronectidae. The coding region runs from base 279 to 4709 and encodes 1476 amino acids. Gene Ontology annotation, molecular function: microtubule binding. The record is from RefSeq and is a predicted model, not a curated record. Gene Ontology annotation, biological process: microtubule cytoskeleton organization.